Molecule: messenger RNA, 6340 nt
Organism: Oncorhynchus kisutch (coho salmon)
Lineage: Eukaryota; Metazoa; Chordata; Actinopteri; Salmoniformes; Salmonidae
Gene: rock2a
Product: rho-associated, coiled-coil containing protein kinase 2a
Exons: 31
Coding region: 708-4868 (1386 amino acids)
Biological process (GO): regulation of cell junction assembly; actomyosin structure organization; cortical actin cytoskeleton organization
Cellular component (GO): cytoplasm; cytoskeleton; centrosome
Molecular function (GO): small GTPase binding; ATP binding; Rho-dependent protein serine/threonine kinase activity
Source: RefSeq, a predicted model, not a curated record
GGGAGGAGAGAACUAGCUCUGGAAGUGGAGUAUGUACGAGGAAUCCACGGUGGCUAACUGCAGUUAGACAUUCCGACAACCCUUAGUUUUUCGUCAUGCAGGGAUACAUACCGAAAUAGUUCUGUAGUGCAUAGGAGAGGAGCUGAUUGAAAACGUUUUUAAACUGUUCAUCGCUCAAGCUAUUUUGGAGAACGCCAUACUCUGUCAAUUUGCUUAUGACAGUGAUGCAAUUCCAAAAUCCAUGUAAUUUGAGUGUUUCAAAUGUUGGAUUUUAAACACUUUCGACUGUUUUGGAAACACAUUUUUUUAAAUUUAAGCAUAGCACAUCGGAGCGCCCAAAAAGAGAAGGGAGGGGGGCAAGAAAACGCCCUGUUGCUGAAUCUUCUUAAAAUUCUAACUUAAUCGCGGUGUGGAUCACAGAGAACAGUCAUAUGGAAUAUGGUACUAUAAAUGUCUAUCUUGAUUUGCAUUCAACUAAAUCUCCGGACUAAUUGGCAAAUUUGCGGAGUUGCGCUUCUCCGUUUAUGGUGGAUUAUUUUUUUUCUUCUACAUUGUGGAUACUGCAAUUCCGAGGCGAUUAUAGAAGGAGGCUGCUAGGCCCACGGCCAUUGCCCAAGAACAAAAAGACUUUUCCCCAUGUAAACCCAAACAGUUCUCAUAAGGCUCGUCUUAUAUGUAAAAGAAACGGGCAUUAAUCAAUCGCAAAAAUGUCACUUGGUGCAGAGAGAAGGAUGGAAAACCGGUUGAAAAAGCUGGAGGCCAUGAUCAAAGAUCCAAGAUCUGCGAUAAACUUGGAAAGUUUACUCGAUUCUAUCAAUGCCUUCGUUCUAGAUCUAGACUACCCUGCCCUACGGAAAAACAAAAAUGUAGAAACCUUUUUAAACAGAUAUGAGAAGGUGAUGGGGCACCUACGGGACUUUCAGAUGAAGUCUGAGGACUUUGACAGGGUGAAGGUGAUCGGCAGAGGGGCGUUUGGGGAGGUUCAGCUGGUUCGACACAAAGCCUCUCAGAAAGUGUACGCCAUGAAGCUGCUGAGCAAGUUUGAGAUGAUAAAACGCUCAGACUCAGCCUUUUUCUGGGAGGAGAGGGAUAUUAUGGCCUUCGCCAACAGUCCCUGGGUCGUACAAUUGUGCUGUGCCUUCCAAGACGACCGUUACCUUUACAUGGUGAUGGAGUACAUGCCUGGAGGGGAUCUGGUGAACCUCACCAGUACCUACGAUGUGCCUGAGAAGUGGGCCCGGUUCUACACGGCCGAGGUGGUCAUGGCACUGGAUGCCAUCCACUCCCUGGGUUUCAUCCACCGCGACGUCAAGCCUGACAACAUGCUCCUGGACCGCCACGGACACCUCAAACUGGCCGACUUCGGAACCUGCAUGAAGAUGGACUCUACUGGGAUGGUGCACUGUGACACAGCGGUUGGCACUCCAGACUACAUCUCUCCAGAGGUUCUAAAGUCGCAGGGUGGAGAUGGUUACUACGGACGGGAGUGUGACUGGUGGUCUGUAGGGGUCUUCAUCUUCGAGAUGCUAGUCGGUGACACACCAUUCUAUGCCGACUCCCUUGUUGGAACAUACAGCAAGAUCAUGGAUCACAAGAAUUCCCUCAACUUUCCAGAUGACGUAGAGAUCUCCAAAGACGCCAAAAACCUCAUCUGUGCCUUCCUGACAGACAGGGAGGUGCGACUGGGCCGCAACGGGGUGGAGGAGAUCAAACGACACCCCUUUUUCAAGAAUGACCAAUGGAACUUCGACAGCAUCAGAAAUACGGCGGCUCCUGUGGUUCCAGAGUUGAGCAGUGACAUUGACACUAGCAACUUUGAUGAGAUAGAAGAUGACAAGGGUGACGUGGAGACCUUUCCUACUCCUAAGGCUUUUGUGGGAAACCAGCUUCCUUUCGUCGGCUUCACAUACUUCAAGGAAGACCAGUUACUAAGUGGUGUGAAUAACUCUACAGUUGUGACCGUGAACUCAACAGCCUUGAAAGGAGAGUCGGCCAAGCUACAGAAGAAACUCCACCAGCUGGAAGAGCAGCUCAAUAAUGAGAUGCAGACCAAAGAUGAGCUGGAACACAAGUGCAGAACUUCCACCAGUCGUCUAGAGAAAAUCUCCAAAGAACUUGAUGAAGAGACGAGUAGCAGAAAGGCUCUGGAGUCGAGUCUGAGGCAGCUGGAGAGAGAGAAGGCUCUACUGCAGCACAAGACUGUGGAGAGUCACCGCAAGGCCGAAAGCGAGGCAGACCGGAAACGCUGCCUGGAGAACGAGGUCAACAGCCUCCGAGACCAGCUGGACGAUAUGAAGAAAAGAAAUCAGAACUCGCACAUAUCCAACGAGAAGAACAUUCACUUACAAAGACAGCUGGACGAGGCCAAUGCUCUAUUGCGUGCGGAGCAGGAGGCGGCUACGCGGCUGAGGAAGGCCCAGACGGAGGCAGGCAAGCAGCUGCAGGCUCUGGAGGCCGGGGGCAGAGAGCUGCAGGACAAGUGCUGCCUGCUGGAGCGCUCCAAGCUCACUCUGGAGAAGGAGUGUAUCGGGCUGCAGGCAGCACUGGAGGCUGAGAGGAGAGAGCACAGCCAGGGCUCAGAGACCAUCGCAGACAUGCAGGGGCGAAUCUCAGGGCUGGAGGAUGAGGUUCGGCAGGUGAGACAAGCCCUAUCCAAAGCAGAGACAGAGAAGAGACUACUACAGGAGAAACUCACCGACCUGGAGAAGGAGAAGAGCAGCAAGGAGAUAGACAUGACGUACAAGCUGAAGGUGUUGCAGCAGGGGCUGGAGCAGGAGGAGGCAUCGCACAAAGCCACCAAGGCACGGCUCGCAGACAAGAGCAAGAUUGAGUCGAUCGAGGGCGCCAAGUCUGAGGCCAUGAAGGGUAAGGCCCUUCCUGAGUUAUCAGACAUGGAGCAGAAGCUGCAGGAGGAGAGGGCGUCCAAGCUGCGUGUGGAGAACAGGAUGUUGGAGCUGGAGAAACACAGCAGCAUGCUGGAUUGUGACUACAAGCAGUCCCUACAGAAACUGGAUGAGCUCCGCAGGCACAAGGAGAGGCUCACCGAGGAGGUGAAGAACCUAACUUUGAAGAUCGAGCAGGAGACCCAGAAGCGCAGUCUGACCCAGAAUGACCUGAAGGCCCAGAACCAGCAGCUCAACACCCUGAGGACCUCUGAGAAGCAGCUGAAACAGGAGGCUAACCACCUGCUGGAAAUCAAACGCAGCCUGGAGAAACAAAACCAGGAGCUACGCAAAGAAAGGCAGGACUCGGACGGCCAAAUGAAGGAACUUCAGGACCAGCUAGAGGCUGAGCAGUAUUUUUCUACGCUGUAUAAGACCCAGGUGCGGGAGUUGAAGGAGGAAUGUGAAGAGAAGAGCAAGCUCUACAAGGACAUGCAGCAAUCCCUUCAGGAGUUACAAGAGGAGAGGGACUCCCUGGCGGCGCAGCUGGAGAUCACGCUGACCAAGGCGGACUCGGAGCAGCUGGCUCGCUCCAUCGCUGAGGAGCAGUACUCCGACCUGGAGAAGGAGAAAAUCAUGAAGGAGCUGGAGCUCAAAGAGAUGAUGGCUCGGCACAAGCAGGAGCUGGUCGAGAAGGACAUUACCAUUGGCUCGCUGGAGGAGGCCAACCGAACCCUCACUAGCGAUGUGGCCAACUUAGCCAAUGAGAAAGAGGAGCUCAACAACAAACUCAAGGAGACACUUGAAGAGCUGCAGACGUCCAAGGAUGAUGAGCAGCAGAUGAGCCAGAUGAAGCUCACGUUUGAGAAGCAGCUCCAGUCAGAGAGAACACUAAAGACCCAGGCUGUGAACAAGCUGGCGGAGAUCAUGAACAGGAAGGAGGUACGUGCAGCAGGCAGUCGGCGCGGCAAUGACACUGAUGUGCGCAGGAAGGAGAAGGAGAACAGGAAGUUGCAGCUGGAGCUGAGGUCAGAGAAGGAGAAACUCAACUCCACCAUCAUCAAGUACCAAAGAGAGAUCAACGACAUGCAGGCGCAAAUAGCAGAUGAGAGUCAGGUACGCAUCGAGCUGCAGAUGGCCCUGGACAGUAAGGACAGUGACAUUGAGCAGCUACAUAACCUCCUCAGCUCCGCCAACGUCUCCUCCCUAGAAUCAGCCAGCCUCAGCAGUGGACCAGACUUUGACGCGGAUGACGCCUACACAGAAAUGAGACUAGCAGGGUGGCUCUCGCUGCCUGUGAGGAACAACACCAAGAAGUUUGGAUGGGAGAGAAAGUAUGUGGUUGUAAGCAGCAAGAAGAUUCUGUUCUAUAACAGCGAACAGGACAAAGAGCUAUCCAACCCCUACAUGGUGCUGGAUAUUGAUAAACUCUUCCAUGUGCGGCCUGUCACUCAAACAGACGUUUACCGUGCUGAUGCCAAAGAGAUCCCCAGGAUAUUCCAGAUUCUGUAUGCCAAUGAGGGAGAGUGUAAGAAGGAGCCAGAGUUCCCAGUGGAGCUGGCCAGUGGAGAGAAGUCCAGCUACAUCUGCCACAAGGGCCACGAGUUCAUCCCUACGCUCUACCACUUCCCCACCAACUGUGAGGCGUGCACCAAACCCCUGUGGAACAUGUUUAAGCCUCCGCCCGCCCUGGAGUGCAGGCGCUGCCACAUCAAGUGCCACAAGGACCACAUGGAUAAGAAGGAGGAGAUCAUCGCGCCCUGCAGAGUGAACUAUGACGUGUCCACGGCCAAGAACCUGCUGCUGCUGGCCGUGUCUCAGGAGGAACAACAGAAGUGGGUGGGACGUCUGGUCAAGAAGAUCCCCAAGAAGCCCCCGGCCCCCGAGCACUUUUCCCGCUCCUCGCCCCGUUCCUCCAUGAAGGUCCAGCCCAGCCAGUCCAUGAGGCGGCCCAGCAGACAGCUGCCCCCCAGCAAGAGCAGUUAACCUUACUUGGAAAUGUGGUUCAGGAUCGAGGUGGUGGGUGUUUCCUCCUAACACGCAAUCAAGACUGAUAACAAACAAUGUUCCACUUGGCAUUUCCUCCUUGCACAGCUUUGAUUCCACUUCACUCUUCCAGACGACUUCUCUUCCCAUUUCCACCUUGAUAGUCCUAUAGUAUUUGGCCUUGUGUCGAAUUAUCAGUUAUGUCCAGUCACUUCAACUGCUAGUCACCCAUGAACGAUGUGCCAACACACCUACCUGUCGUCUGUGUGCAUAUGAAGAGCAACUUCUCUCCAGGUUCCUUUAGGAGAGGGGCGGUUGGAUGUCAAGGCCAUGGGAAGGGGUUUGGCUUUGGGCUUUGUGUAUCCCGAUUUUCACUCAACACAGAACAAUAGCCUCAAUUACGCCAAACAAAGGGUUGAAGCACUUACCUUGACAACACUUAAAUAGAAAUUCCUCAUUGGAAAGCAGAGAUCAAGAGGUAAGCGAUUUGAGGUGCUCUGCCAACCUGAAUGCUUGUGGCCGAGGCAAAGACAUUUUAAUAAUACAGUUUACAAUUACAAGCCAUCAUAAGUAUCUACUGCAGAACACUACGCCCACAAGAGAAUAAUACUGUAAACUGGUAGGUGGAUAGAGCUGAAGUUCAGAUGCUAACACUGACCUUAUAGCACUUCACCCUGGCAUUGCCUUAAUGUACUUACCACGCAGCAUGACAAUUAUUAGAGGGAAAUGUUUACUGCACCAGCUGAAUGCAAUGGUGCACCAUUAUGCAGCAUUAAUAUCAUAGCUUGACUCCUUCAUUGUUUGAAUGUACGUCUGGGCACACCAGAGAUGAAACACAAGCAUUGUAUUACUUAGAAAUGAUACUGUUUAUUUUCUAUUCAAAAUCUACUUGAUGACCCCUCCACCAUCUUCUGUGUGAUGUUGCAUGUGUUUUACGUUUUGCCCCUAAGGCCUCAAAGUGCUGUUGACUACAUGCCUUUCCUUUUGGUGAAUGCACCCGUAGUAAGAAUGUUUUUUAUUCCUGUGAACAAGUGGGGGGAAAAUCGAAAGUUUACUUAUUUUUGUUGAAGAAAAAAAAAGAAGGAAAAGUUUCUGCAAAUGUAUUCACAAGCUGAAGGUAUUGAACAGUAACCUGCAAUAGAAGCUUUUCAAAUGUUUUUCUCCGAUAUUUUUGUAAAGAAUUCCUCUUUUGGCACGUUGUGUGUAUCUGGCUCAUACUACAGCUGGAGAGUGAUGUUGUGCUUUGAGUGCUCUCCUUUAUCCAAGAAGCUUCUGAAAAGCACGUUUUAUACAUAUAAAUAUACACGGUAUAUAUUUUACAUGACGACAUACAGUGCACAUUGUAUUAUUUAUACUGCCUUGUCCACUUUGUAUUUAAAGGCGCAUCAUCCAGACUGCAUGUUUGAUAUUGCUAGAGUAAAGUUCAUGAUAACCUGUUGAACAAUAAAGAAAUGUAUGUGCCUUCUGGUUUA